Messenger RNA from Staurois parvus, 1398 nucleotides. The record is from the annotation of a GenBank genome assembly. Lineage: Eukaryota; Metazoa; Chordata; Amphibia; Anura; Ranidae.
CUCCAGUACAACAUGGCCGCGCCCAGACCGGCCGGCAAUGUUUUCAGGUUCCGAGACGUUCGGGCCGUGCCGGAUCCCGUCUGUGAGCCUGCGCUGGAUGGACCGGCCGUGUUGGUGCUGGAUAAUGGCUCCUUCCAGCUCCGGGCGGGCUGGGCCGGGGUGGGUCCGCAGAUGCAACUGCGCUCGGUGGUGGCCAGGAGCCGGGGAGGGCACCGCAGUCUGAGCCGGGUGGGCAAUGACAUUCCGAGCCUGGAGCCGCUACGCUGGCUUCUCCGGACGCCUUUUGACAGGAACCUGCCGGUGAACCUCGAGCUACAGGAGCUGCUGUGUGACCACGUGUUCCAGAGGCUGGGGGUGACGUCAGAGAGCUGUGUUGACCAUCCCAUUGUGUUUACGGAGACGCCAUGCACCCCACUUCAUGUCCGGCAGAUGGUGUCUGAGCUUCUCUUUGAAUGCUACCAUGUUCCCAAAGUGUCUUUUGGCAUUGAUGGCUUGUACAGCUUCUACCGCAACAAAAAUACGUUUCCCACCUCUGGAAUCAUUGUGUCUUCUGGCUACCAUUGUACCCAUAUACUUCCUUUGUUGAAUGGCAGACUGGAUGGCAAGAACUGCAAACGGAUAAAUAUUGGAGGAUUCCAGGCUGUGACCUAUCUCCACCGCCUGAUGCAAUUGAAGUAUCCUGGACAUCUCUCUGCUAUCACUCUCAGUCGAAUGGAGGAAAUCCUUCAUGAGCACUGCUACGUUCCAGAUGACUAUAUAGAAGAGCUGAAGAAAUGGCGUUGUCCAGAUUACUAUGAACAGAAUGUGCACAAGAUGCAGCUGCCCUUCUCCUCCAAGCUUCUAAGCACUGCGGUCCCAUCAGAGGAGAAGCAGGAGCGCAGGCAGCAGCAGCUUAAACGCCUGCAAGAGCUCAAUGCACGACGGCGAGAGGAGAAACUUCAGCAGGAUCAGGAACGUUUGGAGAGAUUGCUCUAUGUGCAGGAGCUUCUGGAAGAUGGACAAGUGGACCAAUUCCACAAAGCUCUGGUGGAACUGAAUAUGGACUCUGCAGAGGAGCUGCAAUCAUACAUUCACAAAUUAAAUGCAGCUGUUGAGCAAGGCAGACAGAGGAUCCUGGGGGAGACCAUAGACGGCAAACCACAGACACCAGAGCUGCUGGGAGGAGAGCAAGAAGAUAUGGAAGGGAUUUUGGAAUCGGACCCUCUUUAUUCAGAGGAUCAGGUGGAAACCGAGAAAACAACAUCCAGUGUUCAGGCCAUGUUUAAUAUAGCAGAGUACCACCAGAUGUACCUGGGCACAGAAAGGAUUCGUGUGCCAGAGGUGCUAUUUCAGCCCUCGCUAAUUGGGGAAGACCAGGCUGGGCUGGCAGAGACAAUGCAGUAUAUGCUAGACCGGUAA